Molecule: messenger RNA, 1440 nt
Organism: Aspergillus melleus
Lineage: Eukaryota; Fungi; Ascomycota; Eurotiomycetes; Eurotiales; Aspergillaceae
Product: glycosyltransferase family 20 protein
Exons: 5
Coding region: 1-1440 (479 amino acids)
Biological process (GO): cellular response to heat; trehalose biosynthetic process
Cellular component (GO): cytosol; alpha,alpha-trehalose-phosphate synthase complex (UDP-forming)
Molecular function (GO): alpha,alpha-trehalose-phosphate synthase (UDP-forming) activity
Source: RefSeq, a predicted model, not a curated record
AUGCCCUCCACCAUCUCUCCUCCGCCUACCGCGGGUGAUUCUCGCCUGCUUAUCGUUUCGAAUCGGUUACCCAUCACCAUUCGCCGAUCCGAAAGUGGCAAGUAUGAAUUUUCCAUGUCCUCAGGGGGCUUGGUCACCGGGCUGAGUGGCCUAUCCAAGACUACCACCUUCCAGUGGUACGGAUGGCCGGGCCUGGAGGUGCCAGAAGAUGAGAUCCCUUCUCUGAAGGAUAGACUAAAAGAUGAAUUCGGGGCAACCCCGGUGUUCAUGGAUGACAAAUUGGCCGAUCGUCACUACAAUGGCUUUUCCAACUCGAUUCUAUGGCCCCUCUUACACUACCACCCCGGGGAGAUAGUGUUCGACGAGGCUGCCUGGGACGCCUACCGUGAGGCCAACGGUUUGUUUGCCGAGACGAUUGCCAACGAAGCUCGCGAGGGCGAUCUGAUCUGGGUGCAUGACUACCACCUCAUGCUUCUGCCGGAGCUUCUCCGCGAGCGACUUCGCCAGAUGGGCAAGAAUAACAUCCGCAUUGGAUUCUUUCUGCAUACGCCCUUCCCCAGUAGUGAAAUCUACCGGAUCCUCCCCGUGCGGUCCGAGCUGCUCCACGGCGUGUUGCAAUGUGAUCUAGUCGGUUUUCACACCUAUGACUACGCGCGGCAUUUCCUAAGCAGCUGCGCUCAUAUUUUAGGACUGGUGACGACCCCUAGCAGUGUCCAGCUGGAGGGGAGAUCUGUCCACGUCAGCGCAUUUCCGAUUGGAAUCGAUCCGGAGAAGUUCACGGAGGGGCUGAAGAGCCCCAAGGUGCAAAACCGCAUUGCGAACAUCGAGAGUAAGUUCCAGGGGACUAAGUUGAUGGUCAGCGUGGAUCGCCUUGACUACAUCAAAGGUAUCCCUCAGAAGCUGCAUGCCCUGGAGGUGUUUCUGUCCAACCACCCCGAAUGGGUCGGCAGGGUUGUGCUCGUCCAAGUGGCAGUCCCAAGUCGUCAGGAUGUUGAAGAGUACCAGAACCUGCGGGCCGUGGUGAACGAACUGGUGGGGAGAAUCAACGGCAAAUUUGGUACUGUGGACUACAUGCCCAUCCACUUCAUGCACAAAUCCGUCAGCUUUGACGAGCUGAUCGCCUUGUACUCGGCCUCCGAUGCCUGCCUCGUGUCUUCUACCCGAGAUGGUAUGAACCUAGUAUCAUUCGAAUACAUCGCAACCCAGGAGCGACGCAAAGGCGUCUUGGUCCUAUCUGAAUUCGCCGGUGCCGCCCAGAGCCUGAACGGAAGCAUCAUCGUCAACCCAUGGAACACCGAAGAGCUGGCCAGUGCCUACCACGAGGCCGUCUCGAUGACCGAGGACCGUCGGGCGAAUAACUUCGCCAAGCUCAACAAGUACAUUUCCAAAUACACCAGUGCGUUCUGGGGCAAAUCCUUCGUGGCCGAGCUCUCGCGAUGA